AUGUACCGCAACGCUCGUCCUGCUGUACACGCCGCUGCUGCAGCAUCCCGCUCGAUCGUCGCACGUCGUCAUGCUUCCACCCAGACCUCCCCGAUCCGUCGGUCUCUAGGCACACUCACCCUGGUCGGAGGAUCGGUCGCCUUGAUCGCCUACUACUACGACUCCCGGUCUUUACUCCACGAACACCUCAUCAUGCCCGUCGUCCGAAGCGUGACGGACGCGGAAGAAUCCCACAGGCUCGCAGUCAGGAUGUUGAGCAUGGGAGGUUGGGCCAGGCCGAAGGACAAGGUAGCCGAUGACGAGCGAUUAGGAGCGAUGUUGUGGGAUAAACGGCUGGACAACCCGGUCGGAGUCGCCGCUGGAUUCGACAAGGACGCCGAGGCUAUCGAUGGCCUAUUCGACCUCGGAUUUGGAUACGUCGAGGUCGGAAGCGUUACGCCCGAACCUCAGCCCGGCAACCCUAAACCCCGCUUCUUCCGUCUCCCAGAAGACUCGGCCGUGAUCAACCGGUACGGCUUCAACUCGUCUGGCCAUCGUCAAACCCUCCACCGUCUACAAACCCGUCUUCGCCUCUACGCCGAAUCUCACCCGUCCGAGUUCCCGGGGUACAACCCGUCAGAUCCUCUGGCUUACCGGGAGCUGGUCCACAACCUCCCGGAAGGGCUACCGAAAUCGUUGAGGCCAGGAAGGCUCUUGGCUGUGAACCUGGGCAAGAACAAGACCUCGAAAGCGGACGAUCAUGAGGAUUACGUCAAGGGGGUCAAGAUGCUGGGACCUUAUGCGGAUGUCAUCGUCGUCAACGUGUCGUCACCAAACACGCCUGGAUUGAGGGGUUUGCAGAGGGGAGAAUCGUUGUUUGAUCUGCUCAGUCAGGUGGUCACCGCGAGGGAUAGUUUGCCUUCGAGCAGAAAGCAGGAUCGAGCCAAGGUGGUGGUCAAGAUCGCACCGGAUUUGGAGGAAGAGGAGAUUGAAGGCAUCGCUAGGGCUGUGAGGCAGAGCGGGGUCGAGGGGGUGAUUGUCAGCAACACCACCGUCAAGAGGGACGGUUUGGGGUUGAUCUCGGCCCACCAAAACGAAACCGGUGGUCUCUCUGGCCCUCCUGUCAAGCCCCUCGCCAUCCUUGCCCUAAAAACACUUCGACCUCUGCUACCACCCUCGAUCCCGAUCAUCGGCUGCGGAGGCAUUACCACUGGUGAAGACGCUCUCGAUUACGCCAAAGCUGGAGCGUCGAUCGUCCAGGCUUAUACGGCGUUUGGGUACAAGGGCGUCGGGUUCGCCAGGGGGAUCAAGGACGAGCUC
Filobasidium floriforme is the source of this 1299-nucleotide messenger RNA. RefSeq names its product Dihydroorotate dehydrogenase-domain-containing protein. Gene Ontology annotation, cellular component: cytoplasm; mitochondrial inner membrane. The annotation marks the transcript as partial. Gene Ontology annotation, molecular function: dihydroorotate dehydrogenase activity. The record is from RefSeq and is a predicted model, not a curated record. The transcript is spliced from 4 exons. Gene Ontology annotation, biological process: pyrimidine ribonucleotide biosynthetic process; 'de novo' pyrimidine nucleobase biosynthetic process. NCBI's taxonomy places the organism in Eukaryota, Fungi, Basidiomycota, Tremellomycetes, Filobasidiales, Filobasidiaceae.